CCCAACUUCUCCCUGUAUUCAUUCCAUUUUCCGCCACAACCCUCCCCAUUCUCUUCAGUUCCCCUUUUCGGUUUUUACUGGAAGAAGAAAAAUGAAUCCGCCGGUUAGUUUAUCGGAAGGCGCACUAGCAAUGAUCUCCAGCGGGGACGCACAGAUCGCCGACAUGAAUCCGGUGCUGCAGGUCGUCGACUUACGGCUCGUAAACCCCCAGACUCAGAACACCGCCAAUGAGCGCUACCGGAUCAUGCUAUCCGACGGCGAGUUCCUCCAGCAAGGCAUGUUGGCUACGCAGCGCAACGAUCUCGUCCGGUCUGAGCAGCUUCAGAAGGGCUCUGUUGUUCGAGUGACUCAAUUCGUCCGUAACGUCAUUCAAAGUCGCGUGAUUAUAAUCAUCCUGGAACUGGAUGUAAUUCUUGACAAGUGUGAGCCUAUUGGGACGCCAAGACAUAUUUCACUCAACCCCAAUGGUAACAGCCCAUCCAUGGCAAGGCAUCCUCCACAAGCUCAGCAACCUACAACUGUUCAGCCUUCUAUGAAUCACCAGUCCAGUUUCAUGACUGGAAAUCCUCAAUCUUUUAGUUCACCGGGAGGUGGUACUGGUUUUGAUGGUAAACCAAAUGUACAUUUUGAAAGAAAUGGGCAUAUAGGUCAUGGUAGUUCAAUCAGCCAUGCUGACUCUGGUCGGUAUAAUCCCCCAAAUGCAUCUUUUUACUCUAAACCAGAAUCUGGUGCUGCAAUUUACAAGGGGCCCGCAAACACAUACUUGUCCCCACCUCAGCAAUCUUAUCAGCAACCGCCACCCCCGAUGUAUUCAAAUAGAGGACCCAUAGCUAAAAAUGAAGCACCACCACGCAUCAUUCCAAUUGCUGCUCUUAAUCCUUAUCAAUCUCGGUGGACUAUUAAGGCUAGAGUAACUGCAAAAGGGGAACUUAGACACUACAAUAAUGCUCGUGGUGAUGGCAAAGUGUUCUCUUUUGAUCUUCUUGAUUCUGAAGGUGGGGAAAUAAAGGUGACAUGCUUUAAUGCCGUGGCUGACCAAUUUUACCCCCUGAUCGAACCCAAUAAAGUAUAUAUGAUAUCAAAAGGCACAGUGAAAGUUAUUCCGGAAAGAAGCAAACCUUUCAACACUCUGCCUAAUGAUCAUGAGAUCCAUCUAGAGACCACUUCUGUUGUACAACCUUUUUUGGAAGAUGACAAAUCAAUUCCUCAGCAGCAGUUUCACUUUAGGUCCAUAAGUGAUAUAGAAGAAAUGGACAACAAUAGCAUUCUAGAUGUGAUUGGCAUAGUGUUCUCUGUUAGUCCCAGUAGUUCAAUAAUGAGGAAAAAUGGAACUGAAGUUCUGAAAAGAGCUCUCCAACUGAAGGAUAUGUCUGGCAGAAGCAUUGAAUUGACUAUGUGGGGAAAUUUCUGCAAUGCAGAAGGACAAACACUUCAGAACAUGUGUGAUUCUGGCAUGUUUCCUGUAUUGGCAGUGAAGGCUGGAAGAGUCAAUGACUUCAAUGGGAAAGCACUGGGAACUAUAUCAUCAAGUCAACUCUUCAUAGAACCUGAUUUUCCUGAGGCUCACAGGAUUAGGGAAUGGUUUGAGAGGGAUGGGAAGAGUGCUCCUACAAUAUCCAUCUCUAGAGAAUCAACUGUUGGCCGGACAGAUGUCAGAAAAACUAUCUCUCAGAUAAAAGAUGAAAAAUUAGGGACUUCUGAAAAGCCUGAUUGGAUAACUAUAAGUGCUACCCCAAGUUUUAUCAGGCCAGAAAAUUUCUGCUACACUGCAUGUCCCAUCAAAACUGGGGAUCGACAGUGUAGUAAGAAGGUCACUAAUAACGGAGAUGGAAAAUGGCUCUGCGAAAAAUGUGAUCAGACUGUUGAUGAAUGUGAUUAUCGAUACAUUCUCCAGUUCCAGAUUCAGGACCACACCGGAUUGACUUGGGUCACUGCUUUUCAGGAAAGCGGAGAGGAGAUGAUCGGUGUAUCUGCAAAAGAUUUGUAUCUCAUAAAAUAUGAAGAGCAAGAUGACGAUAGGUUUCAAGAAAUCAUGCGGAGUGUACUUUUCAGGAAGUAUAUUUUCAAACUGAAGGUGAAGGAGGAAAUGUUUGGUGAUGAUGUGCGUGUGAAAUCCACAGCAGUGAAGGUGGAGAAGGUGAAUCUCCAAACAGAAACCAAAUAUGUUCUGGAUUUGAUUGAUAAGUUCAAUGUGUCGGGCGAAUCAAAUGCUGGAAAUGCAGUUCCAAAUUCGGCUGGGAUGAACAAUGCGGGGUUCAGAAGUGGGUUUAGAGAAAACGCGAGUAAUGUAAUGAACUAUGGUGGCAGUUUGACAAGCAGAGUGCAGCCAGCAGAUCAAACCAGUCCAUAUGGAAACAAAUAUGGUGGCUCUAGGCUUACACAGUCCCCCAGUGUGUACUGUAGUGGCUGUGGCGGUGCGGGCCACACCCCUGCUAACUGUCCAAAGUUCACACUGGAUCAACAGGGCCAAGGGUAUGUGGGUGGCAGUUUCAACAGUCAGAUGACUUCUGGUGGAGCAAGUGGCAGUGGUUCAGGUAAUUGCUUUAAAUGUGGUGAGGCUGGGCACUGGUCAAGAAAUUGCCCCAGCACUAAUGCCCCUCCUGCCUAUGGAAGCAAUACUAAUGUUCCACCUGCUUAUGGAAGCAAUAUGUCUUCAAAUCCCGGGAGAUUCGGGAAUGUUCCGAGGCAGCAAGUUGGGGGCUUUUGAGUUCGGGCAAACCGUGAAAGCUUAAGUUGUUACGGCCUUGGCCGAUCAUUCACGGUAAGUCUAUAGCUAUUAGUAUAAUGCGUUCAGGCUCAUGGCUUGUGAAUCUCAAUCUUGACUCAGGUUCUUGUAUAUUAGUGUACUUUGUUUCAUUUGUUUUUUUUUGCUCCUGUUUAGUUGGUUUUUUCAGUCAAUGAUUUUUGGGGUUCAGUUUUUGUGUAAUAUAUAUAGUGGGGAACGCAACAUCGAAUAAUUAUUGUUGUUGUUU
Cuscuta campestris is the source of this 2972-nucleotide messenger RNA. NCBI's taxonomy places the organism in Eukaryota, Viridiplantae, Streptophyta, Magnoliopsida, Solanales, Convolvulaceae. The record is from the annotation of a GenBank genome assembly.